Messenger RNA from Cuscuta campestris, 1241 nucleotides. The record is from the annotation of a GenBank genome assembly. Lineage: Eukaryota; Viridiplantae; Streptophyta; Magnoliopsida; Solanales; Convolvulaceae.
CAAAACAUAAACACGCUGGCUCCCCUUCAAAGCCUGAGAACAGCCAAAACGGUUUCAAACUUUUUUAGGUCGGGGAGUGAGUUUUGGCCGGCCAUCGCCGGCAGUUUUCAAGACGGCGAUGGCACCUCUAAAAUCUCUGGAGCUGCGCUACCCUUUCGUCGACUCUAAUUUUCGGGGUUUCUGUUCUGUCCAUGGCAUUUUCUCAGUUGAAGAUUUUCUUCUACAUGACACACACAGUUUGGAGGUUUCAGCAGAACAGCACCAUACUUCGGCAAGAUUGAAGCAGGGCAUUGCCCAGGUUCUCGCAAGCAUUGACAGACUUCACCAGCCAUGGUUAAAUGGUAUGGAAAUGUUGAAAAAUGGGUUGCAGCAUGAACACUCUCUCUCAACCGGAUCCAAAUGCAUUGAUGCUUUUCUAAAAGGUGGAUUGAGAAGGGGGCAACUUACCGAGCUGGUUGGACCAUCAUCGUCUGGUAAAACACAACUAUGCCUUUUGAUUGCCUCAAGUGUUGCAAAAAGUUCGGGCAAAGUUAUAUUUGUGGACACUGGCAAUUCUUUUUCUCCCAAACGUGUUGCAGAGUUUGUCAAUCAGACACCGGACCAGUCUGCCAAUAAGGUGAAAAGAACACUUGAACAUGCAAUGAGUAAUAUAGUGUGUUACUCAGUGUUUGAUGUUUUUACAAUGUUCGAUGUGCUCCAUCAGCUGAGGAACACCCUGAGAACUCAGACAAGCUGCAAGGUGAGGAUGCUAGUUAUUGACUCAAUAUCAUCUCUUAUCACACCGGUUCUUGGAGGGAGUGGUGCACAUGGACAUGGUUUGAUGGUCUCGGCAGGAUUCCUGCUGAAGCAUCUAGCAGAUGAACAUGAGCUUGCUGUUUUGGUAACUAACCAUAUGGUAGCGGGCAAGGGGGGCAUUAUGAAACCUGCACUUGGUGAGAGUUGGAAGGGAAUUCCACACACCAGAUUGCUGCUUUCUCGUGACUCUACAAGACAACACAUUUCCACCAUUUCUGUAAUGAAACAUCCGAAUAUGGCUGAUGGAGAUCGGGUGGAGUUUCAAACUCCGUGACGGGUUCUUGCCAAUUUAGUGUACCAAAUACCAACACCAAGUUUCAUACUUUCACGAUAGACUGCAGAAGACAAAUACAACAGUAGGUGUGUAUAAAACAUUUGUGCAAUUGUACCAAGUGGCAUGCGACGUUCAUCUAUGUGUACACACGAUAUAGGCUCAGGUUGAAAAA